Molecule: messenger RNA, 1028 nt
Organism: Pisolithus orientalis
Lineage: Eukaryota; Fungi; Basidiomycota; Agaricomycetes; Boletales; Pisolithaceae
Exons: 1
Coding region: 115-675 (186 amino acids)
Source: RefSeq, a predicted model, not a curated record
CGCUGAUUGUAUGAUUGUUGCUUGCGUCCGGGAUCUGACUAGCAUCGUUGAUAGUGAACUCCAGAUGUUAGAUAUCGUAUAAACUACAUAUGCCUCUACACGGUGUUUGCAGAUAUGGUCUUGGACUUCUCUUGGCAACAGGAUCAUUUCAGUGGGAAGAUGUCUCAGGUUGGAAAUGCAUCGUUGUUCCACAGGUGCUUCUCUGGCGACCUCACGGGGUACCAGACCGUGCCACUGGAUGGCAUUGAUCUCCAGAGCGCGCAGGAAGUGUACAGUGCCCUGUCAACUUGUUCCCCCAACCCGCGGCUUCUCAGUCGUAGCUUGUGUUGCCUGGUAUCGUCUACAGAAUCAUGGUGGUCAAAAUGUUUGGAUAUCCAAGUAAUCCCUCUCGUUACGUUUAUGAGAUUCACGCAUUGGAUGAGGCCUCGCGAAGUCAUACUGACAUUGGUCUUGACACGGGUUUCGGCACAUGUCUUCGUCCUCGGCAAACGAAAUAGCCUGAAACGCAGAGGGGCUUCCUUGAUGUCAGCGAGGUAUCCGUACAGAGCACACAGAGACAUGUGCGAAGUAUUCUUUCGCAAAUUCCGUGGACGCCAACUUUUAUGUGAUGUCAUGCGUUGCUGCAAAUCGUGUUGGCUAUCCGCUACCGACGAAAAAUGCACUGGAAUCCCAUAACGAAACAUUUAGGAUGGACGUAACCUUCCUCGUUGACACCACCCCGUUCUGGAUGGCAACGGUUGAAGUAAAUCGCCAGAGACGCGCAUAGAGAACGACGUCGCGAUAUAAUCAUGGUCGCAGUCUCCGUUUCGAGUGUCCCGGGAGAGGUUGGAAUUUCAUUUCGAGCUGCGGAUAAGGAAAGGGAGCUAAUUGUUGAAGGGCAUUGGCGUGAGGUGGGAUCAUGCGGUGGGUGGGCCCUCAGUGAUGAGGAGGUUUCUAGAGUUGGAAAAGAGAGAAGCAGCCAUGGAGAACUCCACUAUGGCAUAUACACCCUACAGCUUUCUUCGCCCCCUCCAUGUUUACUGACGACU